Molecule: messenger RNA, 3694 nt
Organism: Physcomitrium patens
Lineage: Eukaryota; Viridiplantae; Streptophyta; Bryopsida; Funariales; Funariaceae
Product: putative protein phosphatase 2C 40
Biological process (GO): protein dephosphorylation
Molecular function (GO): protein serine/threonine phosphatase activity
Source: RefSeq, a predicted model, not a curated record
GAAGAAGAGCAGGAGCAUCGUUACUUGCUUCCUCGCUUGCUCCGUCCCGAUUCGCACACCCAUUUUGAAGGCUAUGAUCAGCUCCCCUAGUUAGCUAGCCCUAAGGCUGGACAUAGGGGGAGCAGGCCUCGAGUGUCGCUCGCUGCUGCUCGCCGUCCUUCUGCGCGCACGCACACGUUCCUUGCGAGAGCUUUCGGAGCGCACCUGAGAGAGAGUCGCUUGCCCUGCUGUUUAGCCAUCGUGCCACUUCGCGUAAGCUGAUUCCAAGCCUGCUCUGACUGCAGCACCUGAGAGUCUCUUCUGUGCACCUUUUAUUUUUUAUAUUUUUUUUCCCAUUCAAGCGUCGUUUCUUACGCCGGGAUGGAACUCAAGUGCUAGUUCUGAAGGCAUUUAGACGUGGGUUUCGUGCUCCUGGAGUCGGUGGUUUUGUGAAUUUCCUGCGGCGUUGGGGAGGGAGCGUUAUUUCAGGCAUUUUGCCGACGAGGCACAGCGGACGUGGAGCGAGCACAGUGGGGAGGGGUUGCAACUGGGCGAGAUCCGAGAGGGGCUGGGAUGCGUGGGUCGGGAUUGUCUUAGUUUCGUGGCGGAGUGGAGAAUUCGGUGGGGGCUUUUCGAUAUUGUGGGAGGUGGAGGUGAGUGAUUUGCAGGGUUUCGUGAGAGUUGCUCCCAGUGUCCGUGUGAUUGGGGGUUUUAUGGCGGACCCCAGUUUUCUUUGUCGAUUGAUUGAUUGCCAGUGUUGAUUGAUGCGCCUGCGAGGUUUCGUGAUUUGAAUAUUCUUUGCGUGGGUUUUUUUGUUCCUUUUCAGUUUCCCCUCGCCUUUUAUCCACCUUCCGCCUCACGUGUCGUCGCUUCAGCUGGUGAAGGCACCUCUCCUUUUCGCUCUUUCAGGAUUGUUUUUUAGACGUGCAGAAUUUGUCUUCGCUUUAUUCCAGAGUAGCUUCCCGGUAGAAGUUUAGGAUUGGAGGCAGAAGCAGAGGGAUUCUUACGCAAAAUGCCUGAAAUACAUCGGACGGGUGCUUCGGUUCUCCAACAAGAUCAAAUGGGUUCGGUUAUGGGUGUACGCUCUCUGUUCUAGUUGGCCGUACCUUAGGUUGAAUAUCUGAUACUAUGAAGCUUGGAAUGCGUUUCUCCUUUCGCCCGGCUUCCGCGGUGAAGAAUAUUCUCCCAGUUCACCUUUCAGGUAGUCUGCCAUUCAUCCAGUGGAAGUUGAGAGAUUACUCGUAGAAGAGGAGGAUCUUUACAGAACAUGGUGGCUGAUUCCAAAUAGAAGAAGGGAAACCCGUUACCAAAGUAGGUGAACUCGUGGACUUUGUACAUUCGACGGCACAAGCAGAUGUGUGAAGAAGACAUCGUUGUUGCACAUCGAGUUGCGGCCAAUUUCAUGUCUUUAGGUAAUUUGUGCGCGGACGGAAAAGGGAAAUGGGGGCCAAGUUGUCGACAGACCGCCCUGGCUGGACGGGGGAUUCAAUGCUGACUGAUGAGGGAAGCGGGUCUAAAGCGAGGCGCAACUUGAAGCACGACGAGGUUGUGGAGGUUCGGAGAGAAGGAGAGUCCUCGGAGGAGCUGAGCGUGCAUUUCGGAUACCAGUGCCAAUCGAACCAUGGCCACUCGGUGGCCAACCAGAGACCUCUCUCAAUUCCAGAGGCUGCAUCCACGAUCAGCUCCGAGGACAACACGGUCUCUGUCACUUUGUCCAACGGAUUUCUUAACCCUCGAAGAAAUAAUACAUUCUCGUCGUUGUCGGGAGCUGCGUUGGGCGCCAAUGCAACGUUGGCGAACAGCAGCAUAUGCAAUGGCAAGCUUGGGGAGGAAAUUCUUCCGGGUUUGGAUUCCCCCAAAACAUUCCGCAAGAUGGAAUCCAUCCAUCGAGCUUCCUCCUUGAAGAGCGAUAUGUCGACCCUGAAAAUCCUCAAUAGCACCGGCAGCCAUUCCGUCCCAGCCCAGCUUGUGGACUUGGCCUCGUACGCAUCCAGCAUUGAAAAUGCAAACCGAAGCAGUUUUCUUAACGCCAAGGAUGUGCAAGUGGCGGGAGGCGCCGCGGGGGAGGAUCGUGUGCAGGCGAUCUGCUCCGAGGACAAAGGAUGGCUGAUCUGUGGAGUUUACGAUGGAUUCAAUGGCCGUGACGCGGCGGAUUUCUUAGCCGGAACUUUGCUCGAGAAUAUUGCCUUGCAUUUACGCCUGUUAGAGCACAGGGCGCAGAAACGGCAAGCGCUCCUCGACAUUGACGACCGCCAGAACUCCGGUGACGGCGAAGACACAGUGGUGAUAGAUGAUGUCCUAAUUGGUGCACAGCAAGCAACGCGCGCCAGCAACUCCGCCGACAGGGGCACUGAUACCACCAUGGACGAUUUCGGGGAGCUAAACGACGGCGGCGCGUCGUCAUACAUUGAAAGUUCAGACUUGCCGCAAUUUCGGAAAGGCGUGCUGGAAGGACUGCAGAAAGCAUUGGUCCAGACGGAGAGCGAUUUUCUACGAAAGGUCGAACAGGAGAUGGAGGAGCGGCCCGAGCUCGUCAUGGUGGGCUCGUGUGUGCUGGUCGUGCUCCUGUAUGGGCGCAGCUUGUACACUCUGAACUUGGGCGACAGCCGGGCUGUUCUCGCCACCACUAAAGCUCUUGCAAAUGCUGCCAACAAGCCGAGUUCUCUGUACGCAGUGGAGUUGACGGAGCGCCAUAUCGCUGAAGACCCGCGCGAGCGCGAGCGCGUGAUGAGGGAGCACCCCGAGGAUUCCCGCGCCAUCUUCAAUAGCCGCCUUAAAGGCAAGCUUCGCGUCACGCGCGCCUUCGGUGCUGGCUACCUGAAAAAGGCUGCGAUGAACAAUGCAUUGAUGGGCAUAUUGCGUGUCAAGGAUUUGAGCAGUCCCCCCUACCUGGCAGUCACACCAUCUGUGAGCAGCCUGGAAGUCCAGCCCGAGGAUAGAUUUGUAGUGAUUGGAAGCGAUGGAAUGUUUGAUUUCUUUUCCAACGAAGAAGUGGUUGAGUUAAUCAAUAACUUUCUGAUAGCGGAUCCUUCGGGUGAUCCUUCCAAGUACAUGGUGGAGCAGCUUCUUGCUCGCGCUGCGAAAAACGCUGGGAUUCCGGUAGACCAGCUGAAGGCGAUACCCAUAGGGCGCAGGAGGAAGUUUCACGAUGAUGUGACCAUCAUCGUGGUGGACCUCCGAACAGAACUCCUUGGUGCCUAAGCCUCGACUCUCCUCGGAACAGGAGGAAUGAGUUCUGUAUGUGGCAAGGUAGUUCAUUUUGCCACAGAAGAGCAGGUGGAAUUUGCCAGCCAUUUAACUGCCGGAGCUCUUCCUGGUGCGGUAAUUUUUCAAGCACCAACACCAGAAUCGUGGUUGCGAACUACGAUAAUAAUGACGAAAUCAAAAUUAUUAUUCUUUUCUCAUUGUUGUGAUGGCGCUGGCGAUGUUUCAUUCAAAUUUCUGUCCUAUCAACUUUCGAGGGUAGGGUAGAGGUCUACCAUGUUGGUUACGGUUGAUUCUUCUUCUUAGUUGUACAUAUGAGUUUGGGUUGUCACCCGGCAGCCAAUUGUUGGUUGAUCCAUGGUCGCAUUAUCGAUCUACCCCUGGUCUUUUGAUGGCCAAGCGAUUAAAUACUUUACACAGCAGUGCAUUUAAUGUUAGUCCGAGGAGUAAAAAUUCCCCAACAUUUUAUUUGCGAUAAGUCAAAGUCCCACUCAUGAAUGGAAGACAUUCA